UCAGGGUUUAGUUCUUCGCCGAGUAUAUUGAAUAUUUUUCAACACUCAAAGCUAAAGCUCAACCAACUAUCAAGUUUGCGUUUCUAGUUAGCUCGCCCUUCAAGAUGUUCAAGUCUCUUGGAAUACUUGUCUCGUUGCUCCUCUCUACCACUAUUGCUGCUCCGAGUCUCACCUCCUCCGCUCGUCGGUCCUGCUCAACUGCAUUUCCAUGGACCAUUGACACCUUGUCGGCUGCAACCCCUGAUACUCCAUCCAUAGGGCAUGAAUUCACCCUUGCGCGAUCUGGAAACCCCUUAAAUAAUACUGUAAUCUCCGCCAUUACCUUCUUUAUUCCUGACAACGCCUAUGGCUGCAACCUCAACAUCCAAAUCCCUAUCCUCGCUGCGAAUCAGAUAGCCAGUGGUGCUAGCUCUGCGUUGUUUUGGUCUACCGCGCCGUGGGAUAAUUAUAACAAUCUUCCCACAUGGAACAACCCCCCCGCCAUCACGACUAAUGUGGGCUCCUUCAACUUCCCUACAGUUGCUGUCACAUCACCUUACACCACGACUAUCUCAUCGAGUUCCUGUGCUAACACACUGAGCUACCUGGUCGAGCUAAGCUCCUGGCAGGGUGCUGCAGGAAGCGUGGACUUUAAUGCUCAGAAUGGACUUGGAUUUACAGUAAUUUAUAACUGCUGAGAUAACUGGAAUUAAAUGGCAAACAAUACUGUUAGCAUAGUUGGGAGCUGUGGAUGGGAAUUAUGACAAUUUGUAGGACAUACCUGGCACAGAGAUUAGGUAUAACAGAACAUUAUGUUCUCUGAUAUGCUCCUAUUUGUAGCUAGAUUGAAGUGUUACUUCACACCACAUGUUCCUC
Aspergillus ochraceoroseus IBT 24754 is the source of this 855-nucleotide messenger RNA. RefSeq lists its product as uncharacterized. Bases 105 to 677 code for a protein of 190 amino acids. Lineage: Eukaryota; Fungi; Ascomycota; Eurotiomycetes; Eurotiales; Aspergillaceae. The transcript has a single exon. The record is from RefSeq and is a predicted model, not a curated record.